AUGACGAUCACUACUCCUAUUCAAACUUCCCUAACCAAAUUAUUGGGCAUUAAAACUCCAAUUGUGGAGGCUGCAAUGGCUGGUGCUAGUGGAGGAUUACUUGCUGCGCAAGUCAGCCUCGCUGGUGGCUUUGGUUUUCUUUCAGCAGGCUACGACUCUGUAGAAAAUCUGGAAAAGGAGAUUAAUAUUGCUCGCAGUCUAUUACAGCCAAACGGAGACAUACUUCCAAUCGGUGUAGGCUUCUUAUGUUGGCAAUUGGAGAAGCUUCCUGAUAAAGCAGAGAAACUUUUGACCGUUGCGCUGGAGAACCGUGUUCAAGCAGUCUGGUUUGCUUUCGGCAACGAUAUCGGCCGUUGGGUGAAUUUUGUGCGAGAGAACGACCCCCGAGCACACACCAAGGACGCUGUCAAAAUAUUCAUUCAAGUCUCAACGGUCCCAGAUCUACGUCUGGCGCUCGACACCUGGAAAGCUGACGUGAUUGUUGCUCAGGGUAAUGAAGCAGGGGGUCACGGACUGAGUACAAGCCUUACUACCUUGACCUUACUUCCAUUAUUCGCACAGGUUGUGGCGGAGUCCAAUGGACCUCCUUUGCUUGCGGCAGGAGGCCUUGCUACUGGCUCGCAAAUAGCCUCUCUACUUACUCUCGGUGCUUCUGGGGUGGUCUUGGGAACUCGCUUUCUCCUCUCUCCAGAAAGCUUGUACACCGAUGUACAACGUACGGCGCUUGUUGAAGCCGAUUCUUUCAAGUCAGUACGUACCAUGGCUUUCGAUUACGCUAGAAAUACUCUGGGUUGGCCUGAAGGUAUCGAUGGAAGGGGAUUGCGUAACGCUACUGUUGAUGACUAUGAAAAAGGAGAAGAUAUGGAGAUAAUUAGGAAGAAAUUCGCGGAGGGCGUGCGAAUGAAUGAUACGAGUAGGUCAGUCGUUUGGGCGGGCUCAGCAGUGGGGUUAAUGUCCAAAAUAAUACCUGCAAGAGAAAUUUUACUUGAACUACAUGAAGAAUGUCUGCAAUGUCUAAAAAACACCUCUAAUCUGAUAUCGAAGUGA
Molecule: messenger RNA, 1047 nt
Organism: Psilocybe cubensis
Lineage: Eukaryota; Fungi; Basidiomycota; Agaricomycetes; Agaricales; Agrocybaceae
Exons: 7
Coding region: 1-1047 (348 amino acids)
Molecular function (GO): nitronate monooxygenase activity
Source: RefSeq, a predicted model, not a curated record